AUGGGAAUUAAAUUUCUCGAAUUUGUGAAGCCGUUUUGCGGCUUCGUGCCCGAGGUAUCGAAGCCGGAACGGAAGAUUCAGUUCCGCGAGAAAAUGCUAUGGACAGCAAUCACUCUAUUUGUUUUCUUAGUCUGUUGUCAGAUCCCUCUUUUCGGUGAGUUUGGUUUUUCCAUAAGCAGAAGGUCGCGACAGGAUCGCUUUUGGGGGUGUUAUGAAUUACUUUUCCAAAUAGGGCGUUGCAGAAAAGUCGGAAGUAGAGCUUUUUGGAGAUCGCGAGAAUUGUUUUGCUUUGUUAGUUUUUCUUUGAAACUCAUGAGCAUAUGCUUCUCUUUUUUACCAUUAUAAUU
This is a messenger RNA of Cylicostephanus goldi, 347 nucleotides long. The record is from the annotation of a GenBank genome assembly. NCBI's taxonomy places the organism in Eukaryota, Metazoa, Nematoda, Chromadorea, Rhabditida, Strongylidae.